Molecule: messenger RNA, 563 nt
Organism: Lampris incognitus (smalleye Pacific opah)
Lineage: Eukaryota; Metazoa; Chordata; Actinopteri; Lampriformes; Lampridae
Product: coiled-coil domain-containing protein 40-like
Exons: 3
Coding region: 61-411 (116 amino acids)
Biological process (GO): epithelial cilium movement involved in determination of left/right asymmetry; axoneme assembly; heart looping
Cellular component (GO): cilium; cytoplasm
Source: RefSeq, a predicted model, not a curated record
CACCAGACCACUGUACAGGCAACAACUGAACGUCAGCAGGCCCAGGAUCAGCUGGAGGCAAUGAGGAGUCAGUAUCGCGGGACAGUUGGCCAAGCCGACAAGGACAGGACUAAUGUGUUCCAGCUGCAGGCAGAGAUAGAGAACCUAUUGCAGCAUCUCUGCUACAUGCAGGAUGUCAAUGCAGACCUGCUCUCUCACGUACGUGUCAUGAAGAACGCAACACGUAAAGCGGAUGCUGAGAAAACAAAGGCUGAAGAACAAAAAAACCAGCAGGACUUGUAUGUGGAGCGUCUGACAAAGGACUUGGAGAGACUGACGGAGAAGAUGGCAGUGUAUGAGGCCCAGGCCAGCACCCAAGCAAAAGAGACACAGGCUGCCAAAGAAGUCCUCUCUGAGGUAGCUAAAGCAUGACAAUACAUGAUUGAAGUCUUUGACUGUAAUCCACAAGUCCAAUGAAUGUGAAGGAGAUUGUUGUGGUGACAUCAAGCAUCUUUCCAUUCAAAUGCCAAGCAAAUCCUUUGCCAAAUUUUUGAAAAGGAGAAAAAUAACAAAGUGCCAAUCAG